Molecule: messenger RNA, 458 nt
Organism: Acanthoscelides obtectus
Lineage: Eukaryota; Metazoa; Arthropoda; Insecta; Coleoptera; Chrysomelidae
Source: the annotation of a GenBank genome assembly
GUGUACGAUUAGGCUUAGCUAAAAAGCUCAAGGAAAAAAAUCCCGCAAUGGUUAGUAAACAUUGUGUUAUUCAUCGGCAAGCUUUGGCUUCCAAAACGUUGCCACAGAAAUUAUGCCAGACUUUGGACUCGGCUAUAAGGAUUUUGUUUACUUUGCUUUGCGAGGAUCUCGUUUCUGAUCACAAAGUUCUUCUGUUUCAUACAAAAGUACGCUGGCCAUCCAAAAGCAACAUGUUGGCUGGCCUUUAUGAAUUGAAAGAAGAGGUAAUUCUUUUUCUUGAGUUCAAAGAAAAACACUAUUUCUUGACAAUUUUUAAAAAUGACACAUUUCAAUGGAGGUUGGCUUAUUUGACUCCUUGAAUGAGCAAAACUUGAAACUUCAGGGCAGAAACAACACUAUAAUAGGCAAUUAUGAUUAUAUUCAGGGUUUCAUAUCAAAGCUUCAACCUUGGAAUCAAA